AUGGGGAAGAAAUAUUACACAUGUGAUGUCUGUGACAAGAUGUUCAGCCAAAGUAACAAUUUUACGAUACAUCGACGCACGCACACUGGCGAAAAACCUUAUGCGUGUAAUGUAUGUGACAAAUCGUUCUCCGUAAGUAGCAGUUUGGCAGCACACAAACGAAUGCACACUGGUGAAAAACCGUACGCAUGCAAUGUAUGUGACAAAUCGUUUUCCGUAAAUGGCAGUUUGGCAGCUCACAAACGAAUGCACACUGGUGAAAAACCAUACGCUUGCGAUAUAUGCGACAAGUCGUUCUCUGUAAACGGAAGUUUGACGGCACACAAACGAAUGCACACUGGCGAAAAACCUUAUGAGUGUGAUGUAUGUGACAAGUCGUUCUCCGUAAGUGGCAGUUUGGCAGCUCACAAACGAAUGCACACUGGUGAGAAACCAUACGCUUGCGAUAUAUGCGACAAGUCGUUCUCUGUAAACGGAAGUUUGACGGUACACAAACGAAUGCACACUGGCGAAAAACCUUAUGAGUGUGAUGUAUGUGACAAGUCGUUCUCCGUAAGUGGCAGUUUGGCAGCACACAAACGAAUGCACACUGGUGAAAAACCAUACGCUUGCGAUAUAUGCGACAAGUCGUUCUCUGUAAACGGAAGUUUGACGGUACACAAACGAAUGCACACUGGCGAAAAACCUUAUGAGUGUGAUGUAUGUGACAAGUCGUUCUCCGUAAGUGGCAGUUUGGCAGCACACAAACGAAUGCACACUGGUGAAAAACCAUACGCUUGCGAUAUAUGCGACAAGUCGUUCUCUGUAAACGGAAGUUUGACGGUACACAAACGAAUGCACACUGGCGAAAAACCUUAUGAGUGUGAUGUAUGUGACAAGUCGUUCUCCGUAAGUGGCAGUUUGGCAGCACACGAACGAAUGCACACUGGAGUUAAACCGUAUGCAUGCGAUGUAUGCGACAAGUCAUUCUCUGCAAGUGGCAGUUUGACGGCGCACAAACGAAUACAUUCUAGAGAAAAACUCUACGCAUGCAAUUCGUUCUCUGCAAGUGACAGUUUGACGGCACACAAGUGGAUGCACUUGCACACUAAUCGGAUCGAUCAAAGAUCUAAGAUCCAAAGGCUAUUGUAA
Messenger RNA from Acyrthosiphon pisum (pea aphid), 1131 nucleotides. Its product is annotated as zinc finger protein 2 homolog. Gene Ontology annotation, biological process: regulation of transcription by RNA polymerase II. NCBI's taxonomy places the organism in Eukaryota, Metazoa, Arthropoda, Insecta, Hemiptera, Aphididae. Bases 1 to 1131 code for a protein of 376 amino acids. Gene Ontology annotation, cellular component: chromatin; PcG protein complex; transcription regulator complex. Gene Ontology annotation, molecular function: RNA polymerase II cis-regulatory region sequence-specific DNA binding; DNA-binding transcription factor activity, RNA polymerase II-specific. The record is from RefSeq and is a predicted model, not a curated record. The transcript has 2 exons.